Molecule: messenger RNA, 150 nt
Organism: Plasmopara halstedii
Lineage: Eukaryota; Oomycota; Peronosporomycetes; Peronosporales; Peronosporaceae
Exons: 3
Coding region: 1-150 (49 amino acids)
Source: RefSeq, a predicted model, not a curated record
AUGAACUACCGCAACCAAUUUAAGACUGUGUCCACGAUCGGAGCUGGCAACCACUAUUGUGGGCUAAGAAUCCUCAGCAGAAACUUCACCAACGAACGUGCAGCUGUGAUUCCAUUGCUAGAGCUCGUUGAGGCGGUCACGGCUGGCUAG